Messenger RNA from Aquila chrysaetos chrysaetos, 5132 nucleotides. RefSeq names its product PEAK family member 3 (gene PEAK3). The coding region runs from base 2636 to 4537 and encodes 633 amino acids. Gene Ontology annotation, cellular component: actin cytoskeleton; focal adhesion. The transcript has 5 exons. The record is from RefSeq and is a predicted model, not a curated record. Gene Ontology annotation, molecular function: protein kinase activity. Lineage: Eukaryota; Metazoa; Chordata; Aves; Accipitriformes; Accipitridae. Gene Ontology annotation, biological process: protein phosphorylation.
AUUAAGCUGAAGGGUGCAAAGCCAGCACCUCACCUCCUGCUUGCAGGGAAGUCAGGAUUGGGGGAGUGUUAAAAGGAUUCACAUAGACACAAGAGUGUGCACACACGGGCACGUACACAUGCACAGCCGAACCCCUCUGAUAAAACUGGGCACUGUGCCGCAGCUCUGUGGUUGGGGAAACUGAGGCACGGAGGGGCACUGCAGUAGGGUCAAGGGGCAGCAGCCAGUGGCACGGGGUGGGGGGGGGGGUUGUCCAUCUUCUAAGGAAGACUGAAGUGACCCUCUCGCUCCCCUUUCCCGUCCCGCCAGCCCCAGGGGACACCCUGGCCCCAUGCAAGGCCAUCCCUGCCCUUCGCCGAGCUGCCAUCACCAUCCCCAUGAGAUGCUCGGCCAGCCCAGUGUCCCCAGCUGGCUGGGGACCAUCUGUCCUUGUGUCCCCAGCAAAGGGGAUGCUACACCUCCCUGAAACCCCCCCAUUUCCCUCCUUCCAGGUUCAGUUGCUGGCCUGCCCCCAUGCCAACCCCCAGUCCCAGCUUUCCCAGCAUGGGACUGGGAUGGGGACUGGGAGCCUGUGGGGUGGUAGAAGCAAAGCAAUGCCUCCAUCUGCUGGAGGAAAGGGCCCUGGGCCGCUUCCCAGCCUCUGCACCCCAAAAUUCCCCGGGGAACCAGGGGGGCUCCCAGCACCCGCCUCACUGGCACGAAGGAGGGUGGCCCUGGUUGCAAAAUAAGCAGGGUGCUGCCAGCACCCUGGGCCUCCUGCAGCCCCCGCAGCCGGGGCAAGAGCUGUCAGGAGAGUAAAAGAGGAAAUCGGGGUUUUUCUCUCAUUUCCUGCAUGAGAAAAAUUAUUGCAUGGCACAAGAGCAGCCGGGAGGUUAAGAGUCGGGGUUACAGCUCGUGCCUGUGCCGAAGGGACUGGGUCCAUCACGGCCUCAGGGACACCCGUGGGAGCCAGGGCUGAGCCCACCCGCUCCUUCGGCAGCUUUUGGGGGACGAGAGUUGCCAGGACCGAAGCUGCUGAGAAACCGGUUCAGGUGGUUUUGGUGCCCGCUGUGCCCAGCCCAUGUGCCCACACAGACAGUGCCCCAGGUAUCGCUCUGACCUGCCCUGAGCCGGGCACAGUGCAUCCCCACAGCAGUGAUGUAUUGAGAAUAAAGUUGGGAAAAGAAAAAAAAAAAAACCACACCAAAAAAUACAGCCAAUUAGAAAAAUGCAAUUUUCCAGCAGGUGCCUUUAAAGAUCAUAUCUCCCACUGGGAAGAGAAACCAAUUUCCUUACAAAUUAAAAAGAUUUCAGCUAAGUAAAACUUCCCUGCAUCGGUUCCCCAAAUCCCACCCCUGCGUAGCUCGGGGAGGGGGGCAAAGAGCUUGGUACCCCGGACCAGAAACUGCAAUUGCCAUCAGUGUCCUGCAGCUGCUUUAUCAGCCUGGCAGAGGCAGAGGAACCCACCGAUGGAUUCAGGGGUGACUUGUGGCUUGGAGGAGCAUUUGCUUACUAGUCCUGCAGGGCUUAGCGAUAUAAAAUCACAGUCCUUUUUAAGGGCUUGAGUUGCUUUUAAAUGUGGCAUUGUCUCCUUUAUUAUAAUAGGAGGCAUCAGGAAAUUUGCAGCUAAUAUUUCUGCAAAAGGCAAUUCCUGCCUACCCCGCUGUGGGGCUCCUCCGGGCUCGUGCCACCUCUCUCUAGUUUGGUAGGGCCACAUUCAUUGCAUUAAUUCUGUACUUUUAUUCCUGAUGGUCUCUGGUGUAGCUUGAAGUUAACAUUACUCAUUAGGGAAAAAUAUUGAUGCUUCUAAUAAUAGAUUUACUGUUGCUUAAAACAGUUUGUAGUACAGUCAUUAACAUAAAUGACUUACUGGGGUGAGGGACAUCAUACAUACACUGACCCCGUUGCUGAACACCAUCAAUAAGCCCAGGAUCCUGCUGAAUCCUAAAUGCUCCAUUUAUAUUCUUUAUUUUUACAGCAUUAUAGCCCUAGAUGAUGUGUUGAGGGAGCAGCACAAAGCCAAAACUCACUGCUGGGCAGAGAUGGGCUGCAGGCUGGCUGGGGCGCAGGGAUGAGCAGCUCCAGCGGCAAAGCAGGCAGCAGCGUGGGAAGGACCGUGUGGGUACCGAUGCAGCUGAGUUGUGUUGCUUCAUGCUCUAUCAGUGCUUGUUAAGCUCUGGGAGGAAAAAAAAGUGUUUCCUAAUCACUGGGCUCCUCUUGUGCAACGGCUGCAGGAAAUCCCAGCAAAAAAACAUUGAAGAAAACAAAAAAAUUCCACCUUGCCAAUCCAUCUAGAGUAACCUGGAAAGCAGGGAAUUAAUUACCUAAUUUGCAGCGGGGUUUACUGUGGAAAUCCCCCCUUUCAAUACAGCUGCCAUCCAGAAAGCAGCUCGGGAGGAGGAGUGCAAAGCCUCCACGAGCAGCUCAGGGGAAGCAAACCCAUUGCGACAGGUUGCACCAAAAGCGAUGCAAUUACUGCAGCUGCAACAAGAGCCUCCGUGGGCAGCCCGUGGCCCCGGAGCAGCACCGGGGGCUGCCAGGGAGCGAAGCCAAGCCUCCGGCUUCCUUUAGACUUGCGAGAAAUUAGGUUUUGAAAGAACAUCCUCCUGCGAGCGGGGUUGCAGUGAGUUGUGCAAGGCCGAUUCCCGGCGGUGCCAUGGCCAGCGCCGGGGGAGCCUGGGACGGGGAGCGGGAGCCGCUGCCGAGCCGGGAGAUGGAGUUGGAGCCCCUCAGGCCCCCACCGCUGCCAGGGAAAACUCAGAGGGCUUUCAUGCAGGCACGGGGCAGCCUGCGCACCCGCAGCUGCAGCCUGGACCUGGGUGCCCCUGGACUGCCUGCCCCCAUGCCGAACACGCCGGGGGGCUGCCCGCCUCGGCCCCCCGACUCAGCCCUCAUCUACAGCAACGUGGGAGAGCUGCGAGCCCACCUCGUCCCCUGCAAGGCUAGCCGAGGGGAAGGAGCCGGGAGACCCCCCUCUCAGCCCAACCGAGACCCCCUGCCUCCCCCAUUGCCGAAAAAACAGCUCCAGCGAGCGGAGUCCCUCCCGGAGCAGGGGCCAUCCCAGCACCAUCGGGGCAACAACCCCACGUCAUGGGCCAGCAGCAUCCUCUACAGCAUCCCACCACACGAGGAGGGGGCUCCCAGCUCCAUCCCGCCAUGGGACAGACCCUCCUGGGGCCCCAAAAAGCCCCUGACCAAGUCUCAAAGCCUGGGGGAAUCGGUGGCCUGGAGCAACCUGCAAAAAGUCCCAUUGCCCAGCCUGGCAGAGCUGACGUUCGGGACGGCGGACAGAGAGCUGGGGCAGCUCCUGGAGAGCCCGGCCGGGGUGUGCGGGGUGGUGUUGGGGUGCCAGGCAGCCGCCCUGGCCCGGCUUUCGGCUCGAAUCCAGGAGGAGCUCGUAGGGCCGGAGGAGCAGCAGCAGCUGCUGGAGGCAGAGCUGGCAGGGAAGAGCUGGGCAGCGCUCAGCAUCCUGGACCGGGAGCCAUGCUGCGAAAGCAGGGACGCCUGGUAUUUCCGAGUGGGCUUUGCUUUUGAGCAAACCCAGCUGGUGGUUGCAGCCAAGGUUCCCAAGCCGUGCUGCACCAGCCUGGGGGUGCAGAGCUCCCUUGGGGCACACUGCAGCAUCCAGCACCUGAUCGGCCGCUUCACUGACCGCCUCCCUCAGGAGCUGGUGCUCCCGGGAAGCCCUGGGGAAAAAUCACCUUCCAGAGAGGACCCAGCCCAUCUUGCCACCCGCCCUGUCCUGCAGGUCCUCAUUUCUCCUGAGGUUCCCUACCAGACCCUGGCGGGCUUUGUGAAGGGAUCCCACGGUUUGCACAGGACCAGCCCUGGGCACUAUGAACGCCUGGCUUGCCUCCUCCUCUUGCAGGUAUGCAUGGGGCUGGAGCAUCUCCGGGUGCAGAAUGUGGGGCAGGGGGACCUCUGCCCCGAGAAUCUGCUGCUGGUGCAGUGCCCGCGUCCUCCCCGGAGCCAGCAAGGCAAGGAGGCAUCCCUGGGGCUGUCCCUUCCAAGGCUGCUCAUCAGCAGCUUCUUCAAGGUUAAAGACAAGCGAAGAACUUGUUCUACCAGCCAGGAGCAGGACUGGACCAAGGGGCUUGCUGUACCACCUUCCCCAGUGGCAGAUGAGCUGAAUGUAGGCAUGCUGAUCUAUCAAAUCUUGCAUGUGGACAUCUCUCUGGAGAACGCCUUGGGGUUCAGAAGCAAUAGACUUCCUGAAAUCCCUUCCCGGUCCAUCUAUUCCACGGGACUCAAGCAUCUGGCCAUGCUGCUUCUCCACAGAGAUCCCUGCAAGAGGGUCUGCAUCGAGCAGGCAAGGAGCAUCCUGCAGGUCCUGCUCUGGGGGCCUCGCCAGGAGCUCUUUGCCAGGAGCAAGAAAACCCUCGCCCUGCUCCGGACCUGGGUGGAGGUGAAGAGGGCUCUGCUGCUCCUGAAGUUUGCGGAGAAUUCGGCUGGGGCAGUGGGGAGCCCCGGCCUUGAGGAGUGGCUGUGCUGCCAGUACUUCAAGGAGGUCACCGAACACACGCUCUACCAAGUCACCCAGGCUCUCUACGCUCCCUAAAGGCAAGCUGAAGUUCAGCCCACCCAAAAGGUCUCCUCGAAGCCAAGAGCCCAUGAGGACCUGGCCAAAUCCACCAGCUCACAAGGAACCCAAGGGUCCUGGCUGGGAAAACACUGUUUGUGAACCCAAACCCGCUUCCCCUACAGCACAUGAAUGAUGAAGCUGGGACCAAACUCCCACCCGUGGCUCCCACAAUGCAGGAUGUGUUUUUACACCCUCGACCGAUUUUUGUUUGAUACUGUGAAUCUAGUUUAUCGGAGCAUCUCAGGAAAGACGGCUGGAUGGAAGCCACAGGAUCAAGUGCCAAUUUAGUGGCGGAUUAUCCUGAAUAACGUUUGUGGGGCUUAGACUUUGCACAAAACCCCCUCAGACCCCUCCUGCGGCCAUGAAGUUUUCACUGUUUUAAGUAACAAUGCAAAGCCACACAUUAUAGCUCACCUUAAUGCACCAUUAGCAAAGGAGAAAUACAAUACCUCAUACAGCCUGCUCUUUUUAGAAACAAUUUGUGGCAUAGUCACAAGUAUAAAUGACAUUUUAAAGGGGGAAAUACAGCAGCCACACAGCUUCAAUAAAAUCCAGAGCUGAGCCUCUUAAA